Messenger RNA from Ilex paraguariensis (yerba mate), 333 nucleotides. Lineage: Eukaryota; Viridiplantae; Streptophyta; Magnoliopsida; Aquifoliales; Aquifoliaceae. The record is from the annotation of a GenBank genome assembly.
AUGCUUGAACCCUCAAUCUCAGGGUCAGUCCAUUUGGGCAUAACCACCGAGGUGCUACUUGAGUUGGCUAGGAACAGGAACAAAAUCCCGUUGCCAAAGUCAAUAGCUGGGCCUGCGGUCCCACUUCCUCCUGAGCAGGAUACUUUGAUCAACCCGAACUACCAGCUUGCAAUUCUUAAGAAGCAUACUAGCCAACCUGUUGAAGAAAUGGAAGAGGAUGAAGAGGGUAUUGAUCCUAGCCCAAACCCUUCCCAAGAACAGAAGACAGAUAAUAUGCAGCAAAAUACUCCUCAACGAGUAUCCUUUCCUCUUGGAGCUAAACGUCCAAGAUGA